Musa acuminata subsp. malaccensis (wild Malaysian banana) is the source of this 1993-nucleotide messenger RNA. RefSeq names its product ketol-acid reductoisomerase, chloroplastic. Gene Ontology annotation, molecular function: ketol-acid reductoisomerase activity. NCBI's taxonomy places the organism in Eukaryota, Viridiplantae, Streptophyta, Magnoliopsida, Zingiberales, Musaceae. Gene Ontology annotation, cellular component: mitochondrion; chloroplast. The record is from RefSeq and is a predicted model, not a curated record. Gene Ontology annotation, biological process: L-valine biosynthetic process.
CUCUCUCUCUUAAUCCAAUACCCCAUCUCAUGGCGGCGACCGCCGUGGCGACGAUUUCCUUGGCUACCUCGUCCACCCCUCCCGCCUCCCGCGCCAAAAUCCAGAAACCAGCGCCCGGAACCCUGGUCCUCGGAUCCUCCGCCGCCUCGCUGUCGUCGUCCUCCAUAUCGCUGCGGCACGUCGUGCCGGCCGGACGGGGUGGCGGCCGCGGCGCCGCCUUCGGUGCUCGGAUGGUGUCGAUGCCCUCUGUCGAGAAGCCCCCGCCGUCACUCGACUUCGAGACGUCGGUUUUCAAGAAGGAGAAGAUUACCCUUGCCGGCCACGACGAGUACAUUGUUAAAGGUGGAAGGGAUUUGUUCUACUUGUUGCCGGACGCAUUCAAGGGGAUCAAACAGAUUGGGGUGAUCGGAUGGGGAUCUCAGGGCCCUGCACAAGCACAGAAUUUGAGGGAUUCACUUGUGGUGGCAAAGUCCGACAUUGUGGUCAAGAUUGGUCUGAGGAAAGGUUCUCGUUCUUUUGAUGAAGCACGUGCAGCUGGAUUCACCGAAGAAAAUGGAACUUUGGGUGAUAUCUGGGAGACAGUUGCAGGCAGCGAUCUUCUUCUGCUGCUGAUUUCUGAUGCUGCACAGGCAGACAAUUAUGAAAAAGUAUUCUCUCAUAUGAAACCAAACAGCAUUCUGGGGCUGUCACAUGGUUUCCUUCUAGGGCACUUGCAGUCCCUCGGCCUUGAUUUCCCCAAGAACAUCAGUGUAAUUGCUGUGUGCCCCAAGGGAAUGGGUCCAUCAGUGAGAAGGUUAUAUGUUCAGGGUAAAGAGAUAAAUGGUGCUGGGAUUAAUUCUAGUUUUGCUGUACACCAGGAUGUUGAUGGCAGGGCAGUGGAUGUUGCUCUUGGAUGGUCAGUUGCUCUAGGAUCUCCUUUUACAUUUGCUACGACAUUGGAGCAGGAGUAUAAGAGUGAUAUUUUUGGAGAGCGCGGUAUUUUGCUUGGUGCUGUGCAUGGAAUUGUGGAAGCAUUAUUUAGAAGGUACACCGAGAAUGGAAUGAGUGAAGAGCUUGCUUACAAGAACACUGUUGAGUGCAUCACAGGAAUCAUAUCAAAGACCAUUUCAACAAAGGGGAUGCUCUCUGUAUAUAGUGCUUUGACCGAAGAGGGGAAGAAAGAAUUCAAUGCUGCAUAUAGUGCAUCAUACUAUCCUUGCAUGGAUAUAUUGUAUGAAUGCUAUGAGGAUGUUGCCUGUGGAAGUGAAAUCUGCAGUGUUGUAUUAGCUGGACGGCGCUUCCAGGAAAAGGAAGGGCUUCCAGCUUUCCCAAUGGGUAAAAUCGAUCAAACACGAAUGUGGAAAGUUGGCGAGCGAGUUCGUGCUACACGUCCUGCAGGUGAUUUGGGCCCCCUACAUCCCUUUACAGCUGGAGUUUAUGUAGCUUUGAUGAUGGCUCAGAUUGAAAUCUUAAGAAAGAAAGGGCAUUCUUACUCUGAGAUCAUCAACGAGAGCGUAAUCGAAUCUGUGGAUUCCCUGAAUCCUUUCAUGCAUGCUCGUGGGGUGUCAUUCAUGGUGGACAAUUGUUCUACUACUGCACGACUGGGAUCGAGAAAAUGGGCCCCGCGUUUUGACUACAUCCUCACACAGCAGGCAUUUGUCUCAGUGGAUAAAAACAGAUCUAUCAAUCAGGACCUUAUCAGCAACUACUUGUACGAUCCAGUUCAUGAUGCCAUAGGAGUAUGCGCACAACUGAGGCCGACUGUUGAUAUAUCAGUGCCUCCCGAUGCAGAUUUUGUCCGUCCAGAACUGCGACAAUCGAGCAACUAGGAUCCGAGGUGAGUUUCUGAUGGUACUAUUUUGGCAUGUCUGAGGGCUAUAUCACAGGUUUAGCUUAGUCGAGGUGUAGUUUUGUUCGGGAGUUUAUGAGAUGCAGGGUCUAGUUCUCCGAACAACCCGAACUUUAUGCUAUCCAUGCUUCGAAGUGCCAGAAUAAAUUAGCCCUCCUUUUCAAA